This is a messenger RNA of Mercenaria mercenaria, 1986 nucleotides long. RefSeq names its product vesicle-associated membrane protein/synaptobrevin-binding protein-like. Lineage: Eukaryota; Metazoa; Mollusca; Bivalvia; Venerida; Veneridae. Gene Ontology annotation, cellular component: endoplasmic reticulum membrane; plasma membrane. The transcript is spliced from 7 exons. Gene Ontology annotation, biological process: endoplasmic reticulum membrane organization. The coding region runs from base 104 to 790 and encodes 228 amino acids. Gene Ontology annotation, molecular function: calcium ion binding; FFAT motif binding. The record is from RefSeq and is a predicted model, not a curated record.
CGUAACUCUUAUCGACCCAAAUACCCGGUUGUGACAGUGUGAAGUUGAGAAUAAUGUUUCAGGAUUUUAUUUUCGAUAUUUUUUAGACGAAGCAGCCCUAACCAUGUCAAACCUAGACCAAGUACUUCAGAUUGAACCUUCGGUUCCUUCGGCAGAACUUGUUUUUAGAGGUCCGUUUAAUAAAGUUUCGACAGCAUAUCUGAAGUUGACCAAUCCGUCAGAUAAGCAAGUAUGUUUCAGAGUAAGAACAACAGCACCAAAACGAUACAGUGUCAGACCAAACAAUGGUGUAAUAGAGUCAAAAGGAACAGUAACUGUGGCUGUGAUGCUGCAACCAUUCGAUUAUGACCCAAAUGUAAAGUUCCUGCAUAAGUUUAUGGUACAGACAAUGUUUGCUCCUGAUGGAAAAAUAGAAAACCAAGAACAGUUGUGGAAGGAUGUUCCACCAGAACAGUUGAUGGAUUCAAAGUUGAAAUGUGUAUUUGAUCCCACUGGGAAUUCAGCACCAACUGUUGGUAAUGGGGAUUCACAGAAACCGCAAGACGAGGAAAUAAGGCGACUCAAAGAACAGAUAAAUGCUUUGAAAGAAGAUAAUUCAAAUAUCAAGAAACGUCAAGACGAGGAAAUAAGACGACUGAAAGAACAGAUAGAUGAUUUGAAAGAAGAGAACUCAAAUAUCAAGACCCUGACGAGUGCCUUCAGACAGCUCGACACAGAUCAAGAUGGCUUGGUGACCAUUACAUUCGAGCAUUUCUUGUCGCUAGUGUUCAGUUUAAAGUUAAAGAGUUGAAGCGGAGUUUUAAACAUGUUCAAACAUUUACAUAUCAUUAUUUAUAUUUCAUCAUAGUUUGUCUUAUUCAAAAUUAAUAUCAGCAUUCUCAUGUACACGGAUCAAAAUGGCUAGGCCACUGUUCUAAUAUUUGCAUAAUUUAACUAACAUUUAACAUCUUUAGGUUAAAGCCUUGCCAAGUUUGUAAGUUGAGGAAACAGGAAAGAAUAGGGGAGUCGUGAUCUGUUAUUUUAAGUGUUGGCUGCUCAACCAGAAGGUCAUGUUUUAAGCAAUCGUAGGGUAAUGUAUUAAUUGGCCUCUUGUGACACCAACAUUUGUUAUUCAGGAGGUAGUCUUGAGCAUGAUUCAAAUAAGCAUCACGCUUUCAUCAGUAUCCAGCUAAUUUAAUUAAAAUAAACAUUGAGGAAGCCCCUACCUUGCUUGUUCAACGUUGGUAGUUACAUAUAGGUGCCUGAAAUAAUUGCAUGAGGUACUACACCAUUCCAUUAAAUACUCCGACCCACAGUAUAUAAUAUUUAUCUGUGCUAAUGAUAUUAAAAUGUUAACAGAGGAUUUAGUCUUUAGGCAUGUUGUGACAAACAAACAGAUAUGACUCUUGUUUAAUUCUAGAUAUAGAAAAACUUCAUUACAUUUGACUACCUUUAACACAGUUAACACAGUUAACACAUAUUUUUGUUGUUUAUGUAUUAGGUUUUCAGGGCACUGUUCAUACGAUAAUAAUUACAAUAUCUAAUAAUUUAAGCAACCCUGCUUGGUUACCUCAAUAGGGAGAAAGCAGAUCUAAGGAUCGUGGGGUCGUGAGUUCGAUCUUUGGGUAAGACCUGUUCUCCUUGACAAUUUGAUAAAUGAUAAUGUGCCUGAAACUGUUUGUCCUCCACGUCAGAUUCAUGUGGGGAAGUUGGCAGUCACUUGCUGCGAACAGGUUAAUACAGACACAGAGUUUAGAAAGACUGAUUAUGAUCAUAGAUAAUCUACCACUAUGUUACAAAACUAAAGAUACAGGCAACAAAAAUGUUUCUAAACCUGCAGAAAAGAGUGUCUUCUGCAAAAUGCAAAAAAAGGGUGCAUGGUGUUACAAAAAGUAAGUAUUUAUUUCUUGUAUAUUUAUUUCAAUAACACUUUUGCUCCACAUGCCGAUAUCUUUCUAUGAGUUUUUAUGUUUUAAUUUAUUGUUGAAUAAACAUAUUUAUAGGGUU